Messenger RNA from Polypterus senegalus (gray bichir), 3025 nucleotides. It is a transcript of the gene lrch2, whose product is annotated as leucine-rich repeats and calponin homology (CH) domain containing 2. The transcript is spliced from 21 exons. Gene Ontology annotation, molecular function: protein binding. The record is from RefSeq and is a predicted model, not a curated record. Lineage: Eukaryota; Metazoa; Chordata; Cladistia; Polypteriformes; Polypteridae. The coding region runs from base 7 to 2268 and encodes 753 amino acids.
UCACAUAUGAAAAUGGCGGCGGCUCACGGUGGUGGAGGAGCGGCAAUGGCUCUACAGAGCCAACUCUAUCCGAAUGGACCUCACUGGACCCCGGGCACUUGGCAUCAGCAGCAUCACCUGCAUACUGCUCGGAGCCUGGACAGAGCGCUGGAGGAGGCAGUUUGCUCGGGGAUGCUAAGCUUAAGCGGCAGGAAACUGAGAGAUUUCCCAGGGAGUAGCUACGACCUGACCGACACAACGCAGGCAGAUCUGUCAAAAAACAGAUUUACUGAAAUUCCACCAGAUGUCUGUCUCUUUGCACCACUCGAGUCAUUAAAUUUAUACCACAACUGCAUCAAGUGUAUUCCAGAGGCUAUAAUAAACCUACAGAUGUUAACAUACUUAAAUAUCAGUCGAAAUCAGCUAUCAACACUUCCAAAAUACUUGUUUGACCUUCCACUGAAGGUUUUAGUUGUCAGUAAUAACAAAUUAGUAUCUGUUCCUGAAGAAAUUGGAAAAUCAAAAGAUCUGAUGGAACUGGAUAUCAGUUGUAAUGAGAUUCAGGUUCUACCACAUCAAAUGGGAAAACUGCUUUCUUUGAGAGAGCUGAAUUUAAGAAGAAAUAACCUUCAGGUACUACCAGAUGAGUUAGCUGACCUCCCUCUUGUCAGGUUAGAUUUCUCAUGCAACAAAAUUACAGAAAUACCAAUGAGUUAUAGAAAAUUAAGGCAUCUUCAGGUGAUUGUCCUCGAUAACAACCCAAUGCAGUCUCCGCCAGCUCAGAUUUGCCUAAAGGGUAGAAUACACAUAUUUAAAUACCUGAAUAUUCAAGCGUGCAGGAUGGAUAAAAAACCUGACUCUUUAGACCUCCCUUCAUUACUAAAGAGGAAUUUUUCUCAACCUCUUACAGACAGCAUAGAAGACUUUUAUCCAAACAAAAAUCAUGGCCCUGACUCAGGCAUUGGUAGCGAUAAUGGAGACAAGAGACUCUCUACAACAGAACCGUCAGAUGAUGACACAAUCAGUCUACAUUCUCAGGUAUCAGAAACCACACGUGACCAGGUGAAAACUGACAAUCAUUCCAUUGGAACAAAGUCUGACAAAGAUCAUGAGCCAUAUGACUAUAUUGAUCCUAAUGCAGAGGAAGACACUCCGAUAUCAGAACCUGGAGAUGUUCAACUUAGUGGACCAUUUUUGUCUUGUAUGAAGGAGCUAGGAAGAGUGUUGAGUAAAUCACAUCAAAUUGAUGAGACUGAAGAUUGGAGAGAGGGCUCAAGUUCCCCUAAAGAACAACAAUGUACUGAAGAGGAGGAGGAAGAAGUAGAUGAGCUGAAAGAAGUUAUUGAUUUGCGAAAAAUUGCUGUUCAGCUGUUACAGCAUGAGAAGCAGAACAGACGGCGACCAUUAAUUUGUAGAACAACCUUCAGCAACAACAUAAUCCAGCGGAGAAAAGCUGCAGGACGUGGAGCACAGAGAUUUCUUAACCAGACUGGCAGCAAUCUAAGCAAUAGACAGAGACAGUUCUCAGACUGUAAAAGUGUAUCCAAUGAAGAUGAAGGAGGAACAGCAGACUCCUCAUAUAGCUGUCAGCCCUUAAGUUCAUUGGAGGACAACCUAAAACAAGAUCAAGCAAAUUCGCAGCAAAACUGUCCAGAUGUUCAGCUUGCAGUAAAUCAGAAUGAAGAACGAAGGAGAAAUAAAUAUUUAAGGAAAGAAUAUAUGAAGUAUAAAGGUCAAAGCACUUCAAGAAAAAGUGGAAAUGAAAAUGACAGUGAGGAUUCCUUCAGAUCUGAUGAUUAUAGUACUGCAUUGACAGUGUUUGGCCUCAAGCCAAGAUCAGCAUUCUCACGCCCCACUCGCCAGGAUUAUAACUCAGGAGACCCUGGAUUUACAAUGCGAAGAAAAAUGGAGCAUUUACGAGAGGAAAUGGAACAAAUUAGACAGCUCCGUCAUAAUCUGGAGACAAGGUUAAAAGUUAUGUUGCCAGAUGAUGUUGGAGCAGCUCUAAUGGAUGGGGUUGUCCUUUGUCAUUUAGCAAAUCAUAUUCGACCUCGUUCAGUGGCUAGUAUUCAUGUUCCUUCACCAGCAGUGCCUAAAUUAAGUAUGGCCAAGUGCAGGCGAAAUGUUGAAAACUUUUUGGAUGCGUGCAAGAAACUAGGUGUUCCACAGGACAAAUUAUGCUUGCCUCACCAUAUACUGGAAGAAAGAGGACUGGUGAAAGUUGGCAUCACGGUACAAGCUCUGCUAGAUUUGCCAUCAUCAAAGCCAACCCAGCUGUCAGCAGUUUAGUACAGUUGUAAAAGAAUAGUAUUUCCUUUUCGAAGGUUAAUUUGCUUCAUGUGCACAAAACACUUGUCAUUCCCAUUAUAUGGAGCGAUCUUGUACAGUAUAUAGCAAUCAUAGACUUUCUGCCUGGAAUAUUUUUAACAGAGUAGUCAGACUAUUUAAAGCUGUAUGUUCAGGCGGUACAAAUGUUCACAUUGCUCAUAAACAUGCUGUUUCCUGCAAUGAUUUAAUAUUUUUGGAUAGCUAGUCAGAUACUCUAAAUAAACACUGCAGCUAUACCUUAAUGCCUGCAUCCAACUAAUGAGCAAAGCCAUACAGUAUUGUCUGCCUUAACGUAUAACCCACUUAACUCUGUAGCAGGACACAUUAAAGAGCCUUCUGGAAGUGGCUCAAAGUUCUUCAGUUGCGAGUGCCAAUUGAAAUAUUGCAUCAACUUUAUUGUGUUUACAAGUGCCUGUGAAUCUGGCAUGUUAUUAUCAUUAUUUGCUUUUGCUAUUAUUUUGCACUUUUAAUUUUUGUUUCAUUUUUAUUUUUGUAAAAACAUUCAACAACACUGACACUAUAUACACAUGUUGGACAUAAACUUUAAUAUGUUUUGUAUUUUGUGAGAAUUUUUUCUUUAAAUGUUUCUUAAAAAGUAUUGUACAUGUUCUAUUUAUAUUAUUUAAGUAUCAAGGUAUUUUUAAUUGGAAAUCUUGGAAAAGUAAACAUAGUCAAGUACCAUUAUUAAAUGAACAGUGGAAAAGAAGUUGUAGUUGAU